AUUUGAGCGCGUCACAGCCGCGAUACAGACGGAUCACACGCAUAUUAUGAUCGCGGACGCGUUUACGUCAACGGAUCACAACUGAACCGCGUCACCGAACAGAACCGGCGCGUGUGGCGAGAGUUCUAACGGCUCUAAACGGGAGACUGUCAUCUGGUUUAAGGAGCAACUCCUCUAGCGCGUUAGCGAGCGUCACUCACGCGUGCACGCGCGCUCGGAUCGCGGAUAUUCACACCUCCCGAUCGAGCUGAUCGAUCAAUCAAUGGACAUGGAGCGGAAGAAGACGGAUUGCCCGGCACUUCCACCCGGCUGGAAGAAGGAAGAAGUGAUCCGGAAGUCCGGGCUGAGCGCUGGGAAGAGUGAUGUGUAUUAUUACAGUCCGACAGGAAAGAAGUUCAGGAGUAAGCCGCAGUUAUCCCGUUACCUCGGCAACUCUGUGGAUCUGGGAUGUUUCGAUUUCCGCACGGGCAAAAUGAUGCCCAGCAAAAUGCAGAAGAACAAACAGAGACUGCGCAGCGACAUCCUCAGCAUGUCAAAGGGGAAGCCGGAUCUGAACACCGCACUCCCCAUCAGACAAACAGCGUCCAUCUUCAAGCAGCCCGUCACUAAAGUGGUCAAUUAUCCAAACAACAAAGUGAAAACAGACCUGCAGAAAGCCACAGAACAACCUCGACAGCUCUUCUGGGAGAAGCGUUUGAAGGGUUUGAGAUCUUCAGAUGUGACGGAGGAAGUGCUCAGGACUAUGGAGCUGCCCAAAGGUUUACAAAGUAUCGGUCCAGCCUCGUCGGAUAAGACGCUUCUGUCAGCGAUCGCGAGCGCUUUACACAUGAGUUCUGCUCCAAUCACCGGCCAGACGUCCACGGCGGCGGAGAAAAACCCCGCUAUAUGGCUCAACGCCUCGCAGCCGCUGUGUAGAGCGUUCACCAUCACCGAAGAAGACAUCAGGGAGCAGGAGCUGAAGGUCCAUCACGCCCGGCGCAGUCUGGAAGAAGCUCUGAUGGCCGACAGUCUGGCGCGAGCGGCCGAAUCCACCAGAGACACGGAGGGUCGAGCGGCAUAAAGAUCACUGCAGAUUUCUCUGUUCCCUGGAGUCACACACCCCCUCUGUGGACUUCCUGGAAAUGAUGAUGUUAUCCGUCUGCGUCAACCACAACUGGUCCGAGAACGCAGAACAAAUAGCUUCAACCAAGGCCUUUUCAGCUAGAGCACAUAUUUUCCUGUACAUAUCUAUAUAUAAUUGAGAACAAUGCUUAUUUUGUGUCAGAGAGAUGUCAUAAGAAAUUUAAUAAAGCUUUUAAUACGGGCAAAUACAGAGCAAUACUUCCUCAAUCAAAUCAGGUCGCCGUUUGCUGGAUUUGUAUUGCAAAGUUGUAUUUUUAUUUAGUUUGGUGUCGUUUGUUGUACGGGAUGUGUUCUCUUCAGGGUUUGUAACAAAUAAUUAAUGCAUUUACAAUGUAUGAAUGAAAACUGCUUAUUUAAGAAAAGAUUUUAUACCUUGAGAUAAAAAUGUGUACAUUUCUUGCAUCAUUCUACAGUAAAUAAAUGAUUAUAUU
Xyrauchen texanus (razorback sucker) is the source of this 1553-nucleotide messenger RNA. It is a transcript of the gene mbd2, whose product is annotated as methyl-CpG binding domain protein 2. Bases 263 to 1060 code for a protein of 265 amino acids. The record is from RefSeq and is a predicted model, not a curated record. The transcript has 7 exons. Gene Ontology annotation, molecular function: DNA binding. Lineage: Eukaryota; Metazoa; Chordata; Actinopteri; Cypriniformes; Catostomidae.